AGCGCGCGUGGAUUUUGUCUCUCGUGGUUUCCGUCUUCCUUUCCCAAUUGCUUCCACGACGACGGAGGAGAAGAAAACCCAGAAACCUUAAAGAUAUCAGAGAAAGGGACGAUCUUUUUUCUUCCGAUCGUAUCGAUUUCUGAAUGAGAUAAGAAUCUAUCUUCGAUUACUAAGCUUCGCUUUGAUAUUCUUAUCUCUCUGCGCCAUGGAUGAGUCAUUUGCUAAUCUACAGACGAGCCAUUUGCUAGGUUCAGUUCCCGCUGUGAUCAGCGACGACAAGAAAAGCACCAAUGUACCUAUAGCAAGCGUAAAUGAAGCAAGCCCUUCUGCAAACAUGCAAAUAUUUCCCCCAAAUCAAGGAAACAAUGCAAGAGGUUAUCAAACUCUUGAGACCCCAAUAGAAGGACCUGAACAACAGCCACCAAACAACUGGAAGGGCUUCUUUAACGUCUACUCAUAUACCCAGUACUUCGACGUGGACACAGACGUUGUUUUGAACAGAUUGAUGAGCUCGUUAUAUCCGACUAGUGGAGAUUUUUUCAACAAGAUUGAUGCAAAUCCUGAUUUGUAUGGACUUGUCUGGAUCUGCACUACGCUUGUGUUUGUGUUUGCUUCUCUCGGAAAUUGUGCCACGUAUCUCGUGAAGAAACGAACCGACAGUAAUGCUCGUUGGGACUUUGAUGUGAACUACAUAAAUUUGGCAGCAUCUAUAAUCUAUGGCUAUGCAAUAAUUGUGCCUCUGGCAUUUUACUUCUCACUCCGUUACAUGGGGUCCAAAGCUGAUCUUUUGAGAUUCUGGUGCCUCUGGGGAUACUCUCUCUUCAUUUUCGUUCCAGCCUCUCUUCCAUUGCUUAUUCCAGUAGAGUUUCUGAGAUGGGUGAUUAUACUCUUAGCUGGUAGCGCAUCGUCGUGCUUUGUUGCCCUGAAUCUACGGUCUUACCUCGAGACAAACAAUGAUCUGACGGUUGUAAUGGCUGCAGCGUUUGGUCUGCAAAUGAUUCUUUCUAUCUUCAUCAAGGUCUGGUUCUUUCCUUGAUAUCCAUUCCACGCAAAAAAAAGACAUAUAUAUGUAAAAACCUUUAGAUUUUGAUGUGCUAUGGUAAGAAGUAAGAAUGUCACUAGUGACUGAAACCCACGAAGUAAAAGAAGAAGGAACAUAUACACUGAAUCAUUCGGAUUCGUUUUACAGGCUUAGUUUCAUGGUUGCUUGUAAUGUAACGAUUUGUUUUUGUUUGGUGAGUUGGGUUGUUCUGGGAUUGUUUUUCUUGUUUGUUUGUUAUCACGUUUUGCUUGUGAAGUAAGAAAAAAUAAAGGAAAAAAAAGGAAGAAAAUUCUUAA
This is a messenger RNA of Eutrema salsugineum, 1338 nucleotides long. Its product is annotated as protein YIPF1 homolog. The transcript has 6 exons. The record is from RefSeq and is a predicted model, not a curated record. Gene Ontology annotation, molecular function: small GTPase binding. Gene Ontology annotation, biological process: vesicle-mediated transport. Lineage: Eukaryota; Viridiplantae; Streptophyta; Magnoliopsida; Brassicales; Brassicaceae. Gene Ontology annotation, cellular component: Golgi apparatus; membrane. Bases 206 to 1036 code for a protein of 276 amino acids.